Mercenaria mercenaria is the source of this 7122-nucleotide messenger RNA. RefSeq lists its product as uncharacterized. The transcript has 3 exons. Lineage: Eukaryota; Metazoa; Mollusca; Bivalvia; Venerida; Veneridae. The annotation marks the transcript as partial. The record is from RefSeq and is a predicted model, not a curated record.
GUGAUCCUCAGAGUAACAAGAAGUUUUCGUCUGCUAAACAUGGAACAAAUAUUACAUUAGAAAAUGACAACACACGAGCCACCUCUGUUAGCAAAAGUCCAGCAUCCAUUUGUUUCAUAUCAGAGCAACUAGAAGUCGGAGGAACAUUACACCUCAAUUGCGAGCCAGAGAAAGAAUGGUAUACGCAACCUAGUCGGUCUGAAUUAAGAUUACAUGUCUCUGAGAAAGACCCAUCAACCUUGGAGAACGACUUCAAAUAUUUGUUUAAAGCUUCUUAUAUUAAAACAAGUGAUCCGCCUCUGACGACUAUUGGAAGUUUUGGGAAAGACGAAUGUAACGGUGAAAUAACUGUAAUUCUUUCUGACAAUAAAACCGUACAAUACAAAACGGCGAGAAGACAGAACAGACAGGUUUUAAACUUUAACGCCAAGAAUGGCGUCUGGGUUGUUCUUGGCUUAUAUAGGGUUAAAGUUCAAGCAGUCAGUUACGAAGCUAUAUCCGGAGCAGUUGGAGGGCCUGUUUCCACAACUACUGGUGUUGAUCAACCGGACAGUUUACCCUUAAGACCUAGAGUAACUCCAGUUCCGCCAGAGGAUAAUGUGGAAAGGCAUGAUCGUCAAACUGCAGGUGGCAGUGAGGAAGUGGUUAAACAUCUUGCUGGACGCGUGAUAAGUCUUGAACAGGAACUCCAAAACAUAAGACUUCGAACUCAACAUUCUCCAUCAUCAGCUCCACAAGCGGUUCCAAUACCCGACGUGCCUCAAAUGGUUUCAAGCCCUGACAUGAACGUCUUGGCUGAUGAGCUUGGAGAUAAACUGGACUUACAGACGCGAUUUCCAGACUUGGUACGGGAGAUAGAUACAAAAACAUUUUGUGAUCAUUUAUAUGUAAAGGAUAUUAUUACGCUUACACAGAUGGAAUCAAUCCAUGCUGUAUUUAAAAAUAAUGGCUCGGCAGAUGCAAACAGAGAUCUAUUGAAAAUCAUGAAAACGAAACGCAUAGAAAAGGACAUCAUGAUUCAAAUAGUUGAGGAGUCUCAACAAUCACACCUUCUGAAAAUGUUUUACCCUCCCGAUGAGAAUGCAUAUAAACACCUUACUGGACAAAUUAUAAGUGUGGGACAAGUACCGCAAGAUGUAAGAAUCGAAACUCAAAAUUCUGCAUCAACAAAAGUCCAAGCGGGUAUAGUCCCUGUGAAACCCCGGAAAGUUUUAAGCCACGAUUUGAACGUCAUGACUAAUAGCGUUAGGGAUGAGCUGAACUUAGAGAAACGGUUGCCAGAUUUGUUACGACAGAAAGAUAGAGUGGGACGUCAUCUUAAAGAUUUUUGUACAACUGCUGAACAAUAUGAAGAAAAGAAAGAAGACAAUAGUCAAACUAAGAGUCCUGGACAUAUAAUAUACGCAACAUGUGUUGACUUCAAAACCAGUCUCCAAGAUAGGAUACCAAAAGGCAAAGAUAUCACAAUAGAUUUCGAGCCACCAUCUAGAUGUGUAGGAGAUGUAAACUGUCACCACACGCUUACCAAUGAUAAUGUCGAUAUUCUAAUGAAUCAUGCAGUGCAUGCUGAAAAUGCACAAAUAUUUGAACUCCGGAACCUGUCAUUCGGACAGAAAGCCGUGUCGUGCACGUUUUCUACAUCUGAUUGUUUGUUCACCAGACACAGUCUUGCUGAUAGAUAUACACCAAAACUUGCAUAUCUCACUUUACUAGAAUCAUACUUAAAGAACUUAAAUUUCGACAAGUCUGAUGUUGAAGUUGAACACAACGUAUAUGCCAGAUCAAUUAUAUUAGACUAUAUUUGUUAUAGUCUUGUGAAAAGCCAUGAGGAUGUCGUGGAAGCUUACCCGUCGACGAAAGAAAAUACAUUUGUAUUAAUUGCUUUUACAAAAAAUGACAACGAUUAUCAAGAACUAGAAACGUUUAACGGUCUUCAAGUUUUAUGUAGGCCAUACCUUACAAAGUCGUCCGAAUCUAUUUUGGCUGAAAAUUAUGCACAAGAGCAAGGGUUGCAUUGCUCGUUUGGAAAGGAUAUUCAAUUGCUAAACGAAGUCAUCGAGUCGAAAACAGGAGCGUUAUUUACCGAUCAUAGCAAUAUUGAAGGCAUUGGUUUAAGCAUGGUCAGGUCUACGAGCAAAGGUUUUGAUACAUCCUCACCUUGUGUGGUACUUUAUUGCAAGUGUAAGUCUUACAUUCCUUUCGGUGAACAAGAGUUUCCAAAAUACCUAAUCCACCAGAGUGGUCUUUCAUUUAAAACUGAUGUCCGGGAAGGACGUUUCAGUUUUGGUCCUAAUGGUAAUACACUGCUAGGUGCUGCAACGGAGUGGCACAAAGAAGUAGCCAUGGGUUGCAGCGUGGGACCGAAAAGUGGACAGUAUGAUGCAACCAUUGGGCCAUUUGUAAAAGUUGAAGGUAUUGACCAAACAUGUUUUCUAACAGUAAGACAUAUGUUCCAGCCUUUUCAUCUAGAUGACCGUCGACUUCAAGGAACCAAAAUGAUGCAGCCGGCAGAUGGCGAUACUAAGCCUGAUCCAUACAGCCAAGCUGGGCAUGGAGGACAAGUUUAUGAUAGAGAAUGUGGUGAGGUUUUAACGAGUGCUUUCAAUGGAAUGGUUGAUGCAGCAGUUGUCAAAAUAACAGCUGAUCGUUCUCCGAGCAGAGGAUACUUUGUUGUUCCUACGGAAAAUGAACUAAACGUUGCAGGUUUUUCACAUACAAACUUUCCGGCUUUUGAUGAUGGGUCAAUUAUGAAUGCAACCGCAUUCACGACAGAAAACUUUGCUACAGAAAGGGUAGUCAAAUUUGGAAAAACAACCGGAUUAACGAAAGGAUCACUUGAAUUAAACUCCAUGGCAGUAAAAGUUGUGGACGAGGAAGCAUUGGCCAUACAGUACAAUGGACGUCUUGUGAGUAAGGUUAUGAAAAAGCAACUGAAAGUUAAUUCUCACUCACUGAAGACAUUUUUCCAGCUAGGGGAUUCUGGAUCCGCCGUGUUUUUGGUUGACAAGCAAAAUAAAUUACAUUGUAUUGGGAUGGCAAUUGGUUCAAUGUCCGACCUGUCGUGCCUUGUUACACCCAUACACGUUGUUUUGUCCGAGCUGGAGAAGAAACUAGGCAAGAAAAUUUUACUUAAGAACUUUGAGAUGGAAAAUAUGCAGUAGAUCUAGAUAUACAAUCGAUUGUGACAAACUGACAAACUGAAAUAUAUAUCUGAAUUGUUAGUUAUGAUAUAAGGGCCCGGACUGCAGAUUUUGGCUGAGAUGAUCUUUCUUUAAGUUUGGUAAUAUUAUGAACAUAAGAACAGGAAUUUUUGUUUUCAAAAUUAUCUUUAACAAGAGUGAGGUAAUAUUUGUCUGAAAUUCUAGAUUAGAGGAGGAAGAAGGAAAAUUUAAGAAAUUGAUUUUGCUGUGUGUGGUGUGUGUCUGUCUGUGUGUGUGUGUGUGUGUAGGGGGCGGGUGUAGAGGGGACUGUGGGGCAAGGGGCAGCAGGUGAGGUGGGGGGUAGAGGGGAAUGUGUUGGACAGCAGGUGGGGGUGUUUUGCGCGGAGGAGAGGAGCAGAAGAGGUUAAUGUGUGUAUAUGUGGAAGAGGGUGGGGGUGGGGGCGAGUAAUGUGGUUUGUUGCACUCCUCAAAUAAUUCUAUCACCAUAUACCUUUAUUCCUAGUUUAAAAUCAAUACCUUGAAUAGUUUGGAAUUUAUGCUCCUGAUAUAAAAUACAAAGGACAGAUUCAAACUCAAGUUGUGACCCUGGCCUUUGACAGUUUUACCAAGUUCAUGCACUGUGUACAUCGGUUGAUUGCAACCGACCUAUGUCCGAACUCAAUACGUUGAAUUGUAUAGCCUUGAUCUUUCAGUUACCAACCUAGCUGGUUCAUGCGUAUUGAAUACUAAGGCACAACAUAUAUAAGAAAUUUUCCGUUGGGGCGGGAGGUAAGGAGGAGAGGUGGGAGGGGAGUAAUAUGGAUUGUUGUACUCCUUGAAUCACCGCAUCAUCACCCAUCUAUAUUCCAAGUUUGAAGUAAAUACUUUGAAUGAUUAUUGAGUUAUGCUCUGGACACACAAUAUGAAGGACAAAUUUGACCUUGCUGUGAACUUGAUCUUUGACCUACAGACCUAUUUAUGCGCUCUGCUCAUAUUCUCACCUACCAGUAUGUCAAAUUUGAAGUCAAUAUCUUGAACCUUCUUUCAUUUCAUACAGUGGUAUGCAUUCAUUCUUUUAAGAUUAAAUUAUCUCGUGCGCACGACAUCUUAUCUCGUGCGCACGACAUUUAAUCUCAUCUCAUGUGCACGAAAUCUUAUCUCGAGCGCACGACAUUUUAUCUCGAGCGCACGACAUCAUAUCUCGAGCGCACGACAUCCUAUCUCGAGCGCACUGCUCUCCCAAAUGAUGUGACAAAUUUGUACCUGCUGGAAUUAAGACGGGACCAUAAUUAUCUACUCGUCCGUAUGUUUUAAUGAUGACCUAAGUACAAACAAAGGGCCCUGAUAUAUAUAUGCAAAAAUUGAAACAGUUAGUAAUUUCACAUAUUUAGGGGUAAUUUUUACCACAUGCGGAUCAUUUUCAAAAACUUAUGAAGCUCUAGCAGGUCAGGCACUAAAGGCAAUUUUCAAGCUUAAAAUGUACAUACAGAAUUUCAAUAAUUUUUCAGUAACACACACUAGAUCUUUUCCAUAAGCUAAAAUUAUCAGUUUUAAACUAUGGUUGUGAAGUAUGGGGCUUUAAAGAAUCAAAGAAGUUAGAAAAUAUUCAUUUGCAGUUUUGCAAAAAUCUAUUAGGUGUACGGUUACAAACACAAAAUUCGUUUAUAUUUGGAGAGUUAGGAAGAGAACCUUUAUUAAACCAUAGACUGUAUCAGAUAAUAAAAUUUUGGCUUAAAAUAUUAAAGUCGGAAAGAAACCGAUAUAUUAGAAAAGUUUAUGACAUGGUGAUAUAUCAGAUGGAACUUGAACCAAAUAAUAAUUGUUGGACAAAAUCAGUCAAAUCGUUAUUAGAGCAAUUAGGAUUUCAAACAAAGAAUAAGAGAUAAUUUCAUGCAACACUGAAAUGAAUCUUUAGAGAAUUCUUCUUGUAAACUGUUUUCAAUUGAUAGAAACAGGCAGAUGGUACAAGCCGAACAAAAUUCCAAGAGAUGAUAGGAAAUGUGUUAUAUGUAAUACCCUAGAGGACGAAUUUCACAGAAUGUAAAUUAUAUAAAGUAUAUACGUAAAUAUUACUGGAAAAACCCGAACAUACCAAAAUUUACAGAACUGUUAUCAAUUAAAAACAUUUCGACCUUGAAAAAACCGUCCACCUUUGUAUACAGGGCUUUUGAACUUCGUAAAACUAUUUCCUACCCUUUAACACUUUUCUUCUCUCUGACAUUUUAUCCAGAUAAUCACAUGUUUAUGUAGUUUCCGAUUUAAUAACGAGUUUAGUAUGUAGUUGUUAUGUUCAGAUUGCAUAGAUAUUGUAGUGCCCUAGGAAUGGCCAUAAUUUUUUAUCAGUUGUUUUUGCUUUAAAUGUCACCUUUAUUUCCAGGUUAGGAACUACUUGUGCAUGUCAACUCAUUUUAUUGAUGUAAAUCCUGUUUAUUUUUACUACAAAUGUUGUUGAUUUAAUACUGUCAGCCAUUUGUCGCUUUGCAUUAUGGGAAGUGACGUCAUAAAGGUCAUAUUUGUUUAUGAAGUUUUAUGUCAAAAUUCGAGCUUUUUUCAACUUCAGACCAGUUUUUCGCACUUUCGAUCUGUACAAUGAUCAGAGAAGACAAUGUAAGGGUCUUGUAAUUUAAUCCUUAUUCUUUUGAUUCAUAGUAAUUUUCAUGUAAGUUUAAUAGAACUUAAUGGUUUAAUUGUUGUUUAAAGUGAGGACAUGUAUGUUUUCGUCCGGCAUAUUUUUAUGAUGGACUCUGUCAAACCCGCAGAUUUUUGUGACGGAUUCCCUCAGCUUGCAGGGAUCCGGCGGAUUAUUAUGUUGGUUUACCCUCCCUUUUUCUUGUGUGAUUGCCAGAUUUUGGGAGAGUAUAUAAGGGUUCCCACUCAGAUUUUCGAGGACUUCGACCUCUUUGGCUUUAGAGUAAACAUAGAUUUUUUCCUUAUUUUUUUUAGUUAAUAAUUUCAUUGGAAACUUGGACAAGAUUUAGCUUACCAAAAGGUUCUUCUAGCGCAUAUUAAAUAUUCUUUUUAAGGGAUCUGUUUUAGCAUCCUGUUACAGAUGUUUAAUAAAACAAUAAUGAAAAACUUAAAAUAAUAAUCAAACACCUUCUACCUAAAUAUUAUAUCAGCAAUAAAUAAUAAAGACCAUUUCGGGAAUCUUCCCUAGUGGCACAGAUCGGAAUUUGGCCAUAUGUUAGCCUCUUUGUAAAUUUAAAGUUUCACAUAGCAAUACAUGGACAGAAAAGUGCUGCCAAACGCCUUGCUUAAUUGCAUCGUAUGAUUGAUACUACCAGCUCCAGAACGAAAUAUGGCCGUCAGUGACCGUAGAAGUUAAGCUAGAAGAAAAUGAAACCAAGCAGAAUAAUAGCAGACGAUAUUUUUGGGCGGUAGUCUAUUUUUAGAUGAUGCUUAUUCAUUUAAAUAAUCUCGAUUUUUCAUUAUGACAUGUUAGAUUUAGGAGUUAUAUGAUUUAAACUAUAUUAUUGUUUCUUAAAGACAUGUUAUUACGUAGUUGUAUUUCACUAAACUUUAGUCUAAAAAUUGACUUAAAGAUGCGUAAAUACAUACUGGCAAAGAGGCUAUUUGUAAUGAAUAUGCAUGAGUCAAAGAUGGCGGCGCCCUUCUGGAAUUCGGAUACCUUUGAUGAUACUCUUGUAUCCAUUACCUGCUCAGUCAAGUGUGACAUGUUCACCGUAAGUGUUCCUUCCCUUGAGAAGGAACAAUUAAGUUAGGCAUCUGUUAGUUUAAGUGCAUUUUGGACAUUUUUGAGAGGUAAAUUUUUGCUUUUGAUCAAAAUUAGUAUUUUAAGUGGGAAACCUUGUAGCCUCUUUAUAUAAAUUUUGCACGUUAUUUUAAGCACUGACAGACUUUAAAUCCAUACUUUAUGCAUUUGUUCCAUUAAUUUAUUGAUAUUUGCUCAUCCGUUAUUUAUUAUCCUGACAGAUACUUUGUUAAGGGAAUUUAUUAAAAUAAAUUCUUUGUUUUAAAUUGA